AGUCUCCUGACAGUCGCCAAGACGUUUCUGACAUUCGUGGUCUACAACGAAGGUAUUUGAAUUGGGUCUAACAAAUACCAAACGAUAGUCUUGCAAAACAAUAGCCCUCGUAAUUACACUGCAGAGACAGACAAUAUAUCCGUAAUAUUCGCAUGACGUGAUAUUCGAGUGAACUUUCAAAGCUUGGGACCAUGGAAAACGUUAUAGAUGCACACUGGUUUUCCUUAGCAUCGCAAGGGAACAUUUACUCGAUGACUAAAUUAUGUUCUAAUAAUUGUAACAAAGUAUUGGUUGCAUCGUUGAAGAGAAAGAUAUACACCUGCGAGUAUCAUCGUACUCCAAAGCAAAGUCUGAGACCGUUGGUCAAGGAGUUACUCUUCACAUACAUUCCUAGCGGAGCAGAAAUUGUUGCAAUUGAUGCAUAUAAUAAGUCUGAAACUGGAAAUGAAUUUGUAAUAGGAAUAACUAUCUUGAAACCUAGCGGAGAGACUUCGGUGGAGAGAUAUUUAAAUAUUUACACUGAAGGGGAGGGUGAUGGGGAAGGUGACGAGAGUAGUUCCAUAGAAGCAAUUGCGCAAAAUUGUCUUAUGGUUGAAUUAUCAUACACACCUUACCAAUUAUAUCAUACAGUAAUACCGCACAAAGAUUUAUCCAAUGAGAUUGUUUGGUUAUUGUCUGGAAGCGAUUUUGAAGUACAUAUGAUUCGCGAAGAUAGAGGAAGUCAUGGAUACGCUGAAUCAGCUAUUGAAAAUUACUUUCCAGAACUGAGCAACCUGCUAGCAAUUGCAUUGUGCAUCGACAUAUACUAUUACAAGAAUUUUACAAGGAGAAUAACUGUAGUGGGUUGUGAGUGUGGAUUAGUCAAGAUUGCAAUAAUGAAUGUAGAAGAGUUAAAAGUAAUUGAAAGUUGGGUACUAAGAUAUGAUAAUCCUAUAUCCAGUGUGAAGAUAUUUCCACAUGAAAAUACUGUGUCAAAGCCUGCAUUUUUUAAUUCCGAAGACAAAGAUAUUGAUAGUGUUGACGAUGAGAAGGAGCCUAUCUUAAACAUUCUCCUCGUCAAUUCAGUGAAUCCUUCGGUUGUUUUCAUGAAUAUUUUGCAUCGUGGUGUGAGCGAAGAUGUGACUUUAGCUGGUAGCGAAUUGUCUGACUGUGUUGUAUGUUCUUGCAUAGCAGAUAUAAACAUGGAUGGUCGUAAUGAGAUACUGUUAGGUACAUAUGGCCAAGAAAUUUUAGUAUAUACAUUAAAUGACGGCAAUUGGGAUUUGACUGAGAAACGAUUAUUCGAAGCUCCUGUACAUUCGAUUUGUUACAUGGAUUUGACUGGCGAUGGAAUGAAGGAACUUGUUGUUUUAACACAACGUGGCGUUCAUAUUUUACAGCACGAUCCAAGGGACGUUAAAAGAAAAUGGGUAGAGCGUUUGAGAAAAAUAAUGGCAACGAGAAGUGAGCACUGAAGAAACAAUAACUUUUUAUAUAAAUAUAAAGUAAUGAUAGAUGUAACAAAUAAUAUUCAUUAAUAUAUUUCAUCUAUAGCAUGUUAAAGACGUUCUCACUGAAUUUAUUCGAAAAAUAAUAUUUACAUUGCCGAGUAUACCAUGGAAUUGCCAUUUUUAUAAUCAAUCUGAUCAACCAAAACUGUAAAUCAUUAAUACAAGUUGAUAAUAAAACCUAGUCAAUCUUUUAA
This is a messenger RNA of Cephus cinctus (wheat stem sawfly), 1684 nucleotides long. Its product is annotated as KICSTOR complex protein kaptin. Bases 192 to 1454 code for a protein of 420 amino acids. The transcript is spliced from 8 exons. The record is from RefSeq and is a predicted model, not a curated record. Gene Ontology annotation, biological process: actin filament organization; negative regulation of TORC1 signaling; cellular response to amino acid starvation. Gene Ontology annotation, molecular function: actin filament binding. Gene Ontology annotation, cellular component: KICSTOR complex; lamellipodium; actin cytoskeleton. Lineage: Eukaryota; Metazoa; Arthropoda; Insecta; Hymenoptera; Cephidae.